AAAUGUCAGUACAUCACAACGAAUAAUAGAUAACGCACGUAUUCAUCGUUUCAAUGACGUUACAAUUAUCGAUUUGUGAUAUUAAUAAUAAUUAUUUUAAUUUAUAUUAAUAGUCAAAUGAGUAUUUUUUGUGAAAUAAAUAUUUCUAGACCUGCUAGUGAAGAAUUCAAGCCUGGGGAUGCCGUGUCGGGACUAAUUGGGUAUGAAGUCGAUGAGAAGACUGUAUUUAAUAAAAUAACUGUUUCUUUAAAAGGAUAUGGAUAUUUACGUAUUGUAAACAGACACCAUAAAGAAGAUCCUAAAUACUAUAACAAAGAAGAAUAUGUUAAUAAUGAUAAUGUUAUAGUUGAUAGUGAAAUUGUGUUACCUAUCGGUGAAUAUGAAACAAAAUUUAGUUUCAAACUCCCAGAAAAUAUACCACCUUCUUUUGUGUAUCAUAAUAACAAAAAUGGUUAUUGUAUAAAAUGCAAAAUAUUUUAUUUUAUUCAAAUUAAAUUUAAUAGUCCUGAUGUAUUACGAUCACCAGAAUUAUUCAAGAAAGAGAUAAAAGUGGGAACAGUGCUUACUUCAAGUCUACUAAAAGAACCAACUGUAUAUAGUAAACAGAAGGAAAUAGUACAAUUGUUCUCCGGAAAUAACACGAUAACUAUAAAGGCUGGUAUUGACAAGUCAGUGAUCAACAAUUGUGAAAUGUUAAAAUUUCAUUAUAAAGUUAUAAAUGAUACAAAUGUUGCAAUAAACAGUGUUGAAGUGAAACUAGUGGAAGUACACACAUUUAAUGCAACUGGAUUGCAACCUGUAAAAAGGUAUAAUAAAGUUAAAGAAACAAAAUCUAGGACAGCUUCAAUAAAGGGUGGCGAUAUUCAAAAAAAGCAUUUCGAAAUCAUUGUGCCAUUUGAUAAGAAAACAUUGCAACAUUCCAAAAUAGUAAGCAGAGAUUACUUUGUUAAAAUACGUGUACUAUUGCCAUUGUUUCGCCAGAAUUUUGCACUUUAUAUUCCAAUCGAAGUCGGUGAUGAAAAUUUAACAGAACUAUUUGAAACACGACGAUCAUAUUGGGAGGUGAUGGAUGAAUGUAAGGUGAACAAAGUGAUAAACGAUAAGGAGCACUGUAUUACAAAUAAUGAAAUAUAAAAUAAAAGUGAAAGCAUUUGUAAAAGUAUUUUAUUUAAAUUAAAUAUUGUUUUAUAUA
Galleria mellonella (greater wax moth) is the source of this 1192-nucleotide messenger RNA. RefSeq names its product arrestin domain-containing protein 5-like. NCBI's taxonomy places the organism in Eukaryota, Metazoa, Arthropoda, Insecta, Lepidoptera, Pyralidae. Gene Ontology annotation, cellular component: cytoplasm. Bases 118 to 1134 code for a protein of 338 amino acids. The record is from RefSeq and is a predicted model, not a curated record. Gene Ontology annotation, biological process: protein transport. The transcript has a single exon.